Acaulospora morrowiae is the source of this 1305-nucleotide messenger RNA. The record is from the annotation of a GenBank genome assembly. Lineage: Eukaryota; Fungi; Glomeromycota; Glomeromycetes; Diversisporales; Acaulosporaceae.
AUGGGUUGCUGUAUGAGUCAAGAGGAGCAAGAAGGAAGAAGAAAGAAUGAGGAAAUUGAGAACCAGCUAAAAAAGGAUAAAAUGUCAAUGCGCAAUGAAAUAAAAAUGCUCUUGUUAGGUGCUGGUGAAUCCGGAAAAUCCACAAUUCUAAAACAGAUGAAGCUCAUUCACGAUGGUGGAUAUUCACACGAGGAAAAGGAGUCCUUUAAAGAGAUUAUAUUCUCCAACACAGUACAAUCCAUGCGGGUCAUCUUGGAAGCCAUGGAAGCCAUGGAGAUUUCCUUCGGAAAUGCUGAUGUUCAAAAGUACGCAUCAAUAGUUUCAAAUCUUCCCAAUCAAAUAGAAGGUGAACACUUGCCGCCGGAUGUGUCAAUGGCUGUCAAAGCGCUUUGGGCAGACUCCGGUGUGCAGGCUUGCUUCAGUCGGUCCCGGGAAUAUCAAUUAAACGAUUCGGCAAAAUAUUACUUCGACUCCAUCGAUCGUAUCUCUCAGGCAGACUACGUCCCAACUGAUCAAGAUGUGUUAAGAUCACGUGUGAAGACAACCGGUAUUACGGAGACAACAUUCUUCAUUGGUGAACUGACCUACCGAAUGUUUGACGUCGGUGGUCAACGUUCAGAGCGAAAGAAGUGGAUUCACUGCUUUGAAAAUGUAACAGCCAUCGUAUUCCUGGUGGCCAUCUCAGAAUACGAUCAACUGUUGCUGGAAGAUGAGACGGUGAAUCGUAUGCAAGAAGCUCUGACAUUAUUCGAUUCCAUCUGUAACUCAAGAUGGUUCGUCAAGACUUCGAUCAUUUUAUUCUUGAAUAAGAUAGAUCGUUUCAUGGAGAAGUUACCAAGGUCUCCGAUGAGCAACUUCUUCCCAGAUUAUGAAGGUGGUGAUGAUUACAAUGCAGCAUGCGAUUACAUACUUAAUCGUUUCGUCUCACUAAACCAAUCCGAAGUCAAGCAGAUCUACACACAUUUCACGUGCGCCACAGAUACCCAACAGAUCAAAUUUGUCAUGGCUGCCGUGAAUGAUAUCAUCAUCCAGACAAACUUGAGAGAAAACUGUGCCGAGAAUGCGAACGGUGAAGGAUGCGCAAAAUACUGUCGUAUCAAUGCUGAACUGGCUUCGUGCACCGCAAAAAUGAUAUCGAUGCAUGCCCCUCAAUUGAAUUCACUUGUUGAUCUUACCCUUGCCUCUUCUGAGAAGUGUGUUGAGAUGUGUGGUCAGCAUAAUAAUGAUCAUUGCCAAGCUUGUGCACAUGCCGCUCGUAAUCUUUCUGAAAAUUUACGUCGAUUUCAAGAGAACAUCACCGGUUGA